This is a messenger RNA of Alternaria incomplexa, 2520 nucleotides long. RefSeq lists its product as uncharacterized. The transcript is spliced from 10 exons. The coding region runs from base 1 to 2520 and encodes 839 amino acids. The record is from RefSeq and is a predicted model, not a curated record. Lineage: Eukaryota; Fungi; Ascomycota; Dothideomycetes; Pleosporales; Pleosporaceae.
AUGGCGACCAAAAUAAUCGACAUACGCACGGACACUGCCGAGUCGGAUAUCCUCGCUGAUAUCAAGAAAGGCCUUCGGCCUGAGAGUGGCGGCGAAAAAAAGCUGCCUACGUUGCUGCUUUACGACCAAGAAGGCCUUCGUCUAUUCGAAGAGAUCACGUACCAAGAGGAGUAUUACCUAACGAAUGCCGAGAUUGAAGUCCUUGAGACGUAUGCGGAGAAAAUCGCCGAACGAAUCCCGACGGGGUCCAUUGUCGUGGAACUGGGGAGCGGCAACCUCAGAAAAGUCAACAUACUCUUGCAAGCCGUCGACCGUCUUGGCAAAGACGUCGAGUAUUACGCUGUCGAUCUUUCUUUGCCGGAGCUGGAGAGAACAUUUGGGGAAAUACCUACAGAAGGAUACAAGCACGUCAAAUGCUUUGGCCUCUAUGGCACCUAUGAUGAUGCUCUUGAGUGGCUGAAGACUCCCGAAAUCGAAGCGAAACCGAAAACAAUCCUUUGGCUGGGCUCGAGCUUGGGCAACUUCAAGCGCCAUGAAGUACCGCCAUUCCUUGCUGGAUUUGGUGCGGUUCUCCAGACUGGCGAUACCAUGCUUAUCGGUAUCGAUUCAUGCAAGGAUCCCGAGCGCGUUUACCAUGCAUACAACGAUCGCGGCGGUGUAACACACAAGUUCAUUCUCAACGGGCUGAAGCACGCAAACGCACUCAUGGGCGAGGAAGCUUUCGACAUCCAGGACUGGGAAGCCAUUGGAGAGUACGACGAACAGGCUGGAAGACAUCACGCUUUUGUCGCACCACGCAAGGACACUGUCGUCGACGGUGUUCAUAUCAAGCAGGGCGAGAGAGUUCGUAUCGAAGAAUCCUACAAGUACAGUCGCGAGGAAGCAAAGGAGCUCUGGGAAUUGGCCAAACUUGCAGAGAACGUUGUGUGGGCAAACUCGAAGGGCGACUAUGGCCUACAUUUUGUCUCGAAGCCUGCAAUGUUCUUCCCUACCAAACCCGAGGAAUACGCAGCGAACCCGGUGCCAUCUUUGACCGAGUGGCGUGAGCUUUGGACGGCCUGGGACGCGGUCACGAAGGACAUGAUACCCGAAGAAGAGCUACUAUCUAAGCCGAUCAAGCUUCGCAACGAGUGCAUCUUCUACCUUGGCCAUAUUCCUACAUUCUUGGACAUCCACAUCGCCCGUGCCACCGAUGGCAAGCCGUCAGACCCCGCCUACUUCUGGAAGAUCUUUGAACGUGGUGUUGACCCUGAUGUUGAAGACCCAACUCAAUGUCAUGCUCACUCCGAGGUUCCCGAAUCGUGGCCCCCGCUGGAGACAAUCCUGAAGUUUCAAGAGACUGUGCGACAAAAGGUUGAGGCGCUGUACACUUCGGGAGAAGCAGAGUCGAACGGUCGCGUGUCGCGAGCACUGUGGAUCGGCUUUGAACAUGAAGCCAUGCACCUGGAGACAUUGCUCUACAUGCUGAUCCAGAGUGACAAGGUUUUGCCACCUCCAGGAACCAAACUCCCGGACUUUUCGGCGUUUGCGGCGCAAUCUGAGACCCUAGCAACCGCUAACGAGUGGUUCACAAUCCCCGAAGCGGACAUCGACAUCGGUCUCGAAGACCCAGAGAAUGACUUUGAGACCAAGCGUUACUUUGGCUGGGAUAACGAGAGGCCUCACCGCUCAGCACAUGUCAAGUCCUUCCGCGCAAAGGCUCGACCAAUCACGAAUGGGGAGUAUGCCAUAUAUCUUUCUAAGACAGGAAAGACAGCCAUACCUGCGUCGUGGUGCGAACAGCCAUACUCAAACGCCAAGGACCUGACCACUGGAAAGAGAGACAGCGUGGUAAACGGCCACCAUGAAGGUGUUAAUGCCUCACCUCAGAGUAUCACGGAAGGGAAAUUUGUACGCACUGUGUACGGCACUGUCCCCUUGAAAUUUGUCAUGGGAUGGCCUGUAGUCGCCUCCUACGACGAAUUAGCUGGUUGUGCGCAUUGGAUGGGCGGUCGCAUCCCUACCAUGGAAGAAGCACGAAGCAUCUACAGCUAUGUCGACAGCAUGAAGCCGGAAUUUGAGAGCUCGCUUGGAAACAGAAUUCCAGCCGUCAACGGCCAUUUGAUCAACGAAGGCGUUUUUGAGACACCACCAUCCCGAGCUUUGUCAAACGGCGACUCUGGCGCAGUAUCUAGUCUCAACCCACGCAAUCUUUUCGUUGACCUUGAGGGAACGAAUGUGGGCUUCAAACACUGGCAUCCAGUCUCAGUGGUCGAGAAGGGCGACAAGCUCUGCGGCCAAUCUGACCUGGGUGGUGUUUGGGAGUGGACUAGCACUGUGCUGGAGAAGCAUGACGGCUUCGAGCCGAUGGAGCUGUAUCCAGGCUAUACAGCCGAUUUCUUCGACGGUAAGCACAACGUCACGCUGGGUGGAUCAUGGGCGACGCAUCCGCGCAUCGCUGGGCGUAAGACCUUCGUCAACUGGUAUCAACGCAACUAUCCCUAUGUCUGGGCAGGUGCGCGCAUUGUGUCGGAUGUUUAA